This is a messenger RNA of Trichoderma atroviride IMI 206040, 1716 nucleotides long. RefSeq lists its product as uncharacterized. NCBI's taxonomy places the organism in Eukaryota, Fungi, Ascomycota, Sordariomycetes, Hypocreales, Hypocreaceae. Gene Ontology annotation, molecular function: 1-alkyl-2-acetylglycerophosphocholine esterase activity. The record is from RefSeq and is a predicted model, not a curated record.
AUGAUUGGAGGCCCAGAACCCUCUGCGACCUCCAGGCUCUCUGCCUAUCUCUCCAAAUUGAACCCCGUGCCAGCUUUUCCCGAGUAUACCGGACCGUUCAAGGUCGGCACGCUUGACGUCGAGAUUCCAGUCGCCGAUCUUCCUUCACCAGCUCCAUGUCCCGACAAUGCCAGCGAUAUUCCAACAGUGCUGUUCCGAGUCUUUUACCCGGCUGUCGCAGAGUCGAACGAGAGGCUGAUUAGCUGGCUGCCUGCGCCGCAAAGACACUAUGUUUCAGCUUACACAAAGUUCAUGGGCGUUGGACACACGCUGGCUGAGCUCCUCUCAUUCCUCCCCCGACAUCUUCAUUAUACGUCAAUACCCGCGCACAAAAACGCUACAUUGGCAACCCCCGAGACCGAAAACAAGCGAUGGCCGACCAUGAUUUUCUCGCAUGGCCUCGGAGGCAGCCGAAACUCGUACUCAUACAUUGCUGGAUCGCUCGCCUCUCAUGGAGUUGUUGUCAUCUGCCCUGAACAUCGAGAUGGAAGCUCCGUCACUACACAUGUUCGCGUUCCUGGCCAACACGGCCGCCUUGCGCGGAAAGUGAUUCCAUACAACCGAAUCUCCCACGAAGUAUCGCCAGAAGUAUACGAGGCGAGAGAAGCGCAGCUGAGGAUCAGAUUGUGGGAGAUGGGCCUGAUACACGAGGCCAUUUUGGCCAUGGACGCCGGCCGAGAUUUUACGAACCUCAACCUCACUACACCGAGCUUGAGCCAGUUUGUUGGCCGCCUGCAUGUGAAUGAGCCCGGCAGCAUCAUCUUUGCCGGCCACAGCUUUGGCUCCACUACCAUAUACCAGCUCCUCAAAAGCACCUAUUACGCUGCUGUUCCAGAGAUUGCUGGCAUGGAAGCGCCAUUGUUUACUCCUGCAGAGGACAGCAGCAUUCGGAAACAGGUGACAGAGAAGAGCGUCACUAUGCUCCUGGAUAUGUGGUGCAUGCCCCUGCUGUCUCCUAAUUCCAGUCCUCUAUACAAUGUACCGCUCCCAUUAUAUGACGAUGUCCCCUCAGCAGCGGGUGGAAACGCUCUCUUGGCUGUUGAUUCUGAUGCUUUCUUCAAAUGGUCUGAGCAUCUCCACGCUACGGCUCGACUGUUAUCUCCCGAUCCAACGGCCAAGGUUGUGACCCCCGAGAUCUUUGAGAGACCCAGCGGCAACAAACUUGCUGAGCCCAACUUCUUCUACGUUGUCAACUCGGCUCACUUGAGCCAAUCUGACUUUGGCAUUUUGUUUCCCCUCUUGACCAAAAAGGUGUUCAACGCCGUCGAGCCAGAGCGUGCUCUUCGGCUGAACCUGCGAGCACAGCUGCAAUUCCUGCGAGCAAACAACAUUCCCGUAGCGAGAACAUGGAUUGGAGACCUCGUUGAUGGCGCUCAUAUGGACAAGGUGGACCUCGCAAAGAAAGAUGCAAGCGCGGAUGUGGUCGCCGACGGAUUGCAUGACGACAAGGCCAUUUUCGACAGAAGCGCGAACAACAUUGUUGACAGCUGGAAGUGGAUCGACACUAUCGGCAUGGGAGAGUCAGAAGAGAAAGAGAGUGGCAAAUCGACGACGGAGAAGAUUGAGCAGAGUGAGGAGCAGAUGAAGGGCGAGCUGGAGCCCAGCGAACAAUUGACUGAGCCGGCCGCGGUGAAGGGCGUUACUUUACCUCAGGGCCAUGGCUGGCGCGAGAUAUGA